AUGCAAUUGUGUAAAUAAGUGUAAACGGGGCUUUUGCAAGAUGCGGUUUAAUUUGUUUGUCAACGCGUUAAAACUGCUGAACAGCACAAAAAAGCCCAAUUUAUUGGUUGUGAACGUGCGCAGCUUGACCAGCGCCGCCCCAACCAGUGAUGCAGUUGCUCCGACCACACGUCCGCCGCCCGUGGAGGCCAGGAAUCCCGGAGAGGAGCAGCGAUCGCUGCACAUCGCCGUAAUCGGGGUGCCCAAUGUGGGCAAGAGCACGUUCAUCAACAACACGGUCAACCACCGCGUGUGCCCCACCUCGGCCAAGGUGCACACCACCCGCCAGUCGAGCACGGCCAUUUGCACCACCGGUCAGACGCAGUUGGUCUUCUACGACACUCCGGGACUGGUGACCCAGCACGAGAUCCGCCGGCACCAUUUGGACCAGAGCUUCAAGAGCGCCUACCGCCAUGCCAUCCAGCAUGCGGACAUCAUUGCAGUGGUCCACGAUGCCUCAAACGGCUGGACGCGGAAGGAGUUGCACCCCACAGUCCUGGACACGCUGAAGGCGUACAGCCACCUGCCCAGCUUCCUGGUGCUCAACAAGAUUGAUGCCCUGAAAUCGAAGCGGAUGCUCCUGGACCUCAUCAAGACCCUGACCAACGACACCCUGACUGCGGGCAAGCGAGCAGCUCCGGGUAGCACUGCAGUUGAUCCGCCGGCGAAGGAAGUGCGCCUCAACAAGCGGGAAUUCAGUUGGAGUCACUUCAGCGACGUCUUCCUCGUCUCCGCCAUGACGGGCAGCGGCCUGCAGGAGCUGCAGCACUACCUGGUGGGCCAGGCCAAGCCCAGGGCCUGGAAGUAUCCAGCCGACAAGCACACCGACUCCAGACCGGAGGCUCAGAUUGUGGAGAGCGUGCGAGCCCGCCUGCUGGACUACUUGCCGCAGGAGAUUCCCUACAACCUCAAGUGCGAGCUGGAGUACUACAGUGUGGAGAAGAAUGUGAUUUACACCUCCGUGCAGGUGCAGUGCCCGACGACGCGAAUUGAGCGCCUGAUUUGCGGCGAGGGCAACGGCAAGUUGCGCCAAAUCACAGAGCGGGUGACCUCUGACCUGGUGGAGAUGUUCGGCCAGGCGGUGUCGCUCACCAUCUCGACGGUUGCCAAGGGCAAGAAGAGCCCAUCCUAAGCAGUUGUUGUUGAUUACUUUAUUGUACUUUAUUUGUAACGUUACAUAAACCUAAGAGUUCACAAAA
Messenger RNA from Drosophila elegans, 1238 nucleotides. Its product is annotated as GTPase Era, mitochondrial. The transcript is spliced from 2 exons. Gene Ontology annotation, cellular component: mitochondrial matrix. The record is from RefSeq and is a predicted model, not a curated record. Bases 41 to 1171 code for a protein of 376 amino acids. Gene Ontology annotation, biological process: ribosomal small subunit assembly. Lineage: Eukaryota; Metazoa; Arthropoda; Insecta; Diptera; Drosophilidae. Gene Ontology annotation, molecular function: ribosomal small subunit binding; GTP binding; rRNA binding.